This is a messenger RNA of Cygnus atratus (black swan), 8382 nucleotides long. RefSeq names its product DLC1 Rho GTPase activating protein (gene DLC1). The record is from RefSeq and is a predicted model, not a curated record. NCBI's taxonomy places the organism in Eukaryota, Metazoa, Chordata, Aves, Anseriformes, Anatidae. Gene Ontology annotation, cellular component: focal adhesion; membrane raft. Gene Ontology annotation, molecular function: protein binding; lipid binding; GTPase activator activity. Gene Ontology annotation, biological process: signal transduction; regulation of Rho protein signal transduction; actin cytoskeleton organization. The transcript is spliced from 18 exons. The coding region runs from base 1897 to 6561 and encodes 1554 amino acids.
AACAGCUGGCAGGCAGCAAGUUACUCCUGGGAAUAUCCUGGGGUGAAUUUUAGAGUAGUAGUCACUGUUGCUUAUGCACAGCCUUCUGCAGUUCUUUGCCCUGGGCUGGGAGAGCUGUGGUAGGUAAGUGGUGGGACUAAGAAGUUCAGAAAGGAAUCUGACCGGCUGAGUCUGUGUCACUCCCAAGAAAUUUGUGCUGGAACUUUGAUGUCCCAAGGGAUUUGGCAUUAGUGCCUUUUAAUGCAUUCUAUUUCUAUACUUGUCCCUACAAGUCUGCAUAUAUGUACUGAAUAUUAGCCAGGACUCUAGAUAAACAGGAUAAAAUAUCAAAUGAUAAAAAUAACUGUACACAUCAAGGGGUACCUUCUGCAGUAUCUUCUUCUGGGUUUUAAAGGGUAUAAUGACCUCGUUUGACUUCACUUGCAAAUAAAGGUAUCUGACACCUGAGACAGUUGAACUAUAAGGUAGACAACAGAAUAAAACCCGAAGAAUAUUUUCCAUAAGAAAAUGUAAAACAGAUAGAUACCCUACUUUUUCAUUUAGAAGGUUUAUUGAAAAGUUCUGGAGACAAAUCACUAUUAUUCCUGGUUCUACUUAUUCUAAAUUCUGUGUUACGCUAUACUAUUUUCUUAGAUAUUGUUGUUAAAAAAAAAAAAAAGUGUCUGAAAAACCUCUGGAUAUUACAUUAUAUAUAGCAAUAAUGAACAUAGAUACAUAGGAUACAAUCUCACAUUGGGCAUCUAAAGUUUUUGACGUACUCUUCCUUCAGAAAUGUUAAUAUUCUUAACUUGAAACACACAUACAGACAAAAUAGUUAUAGAUGACUCCUUUGAACAAUUAAGCACAUGAAUUAACAUCUGCAGCCUUGAAGAAAACUAAUGCAAGUGACCACAUUCUUAUAACAGAAAUGAUUCAAAGAGCUCUGCUUUGCUAUAAACUUAUAUCCCUGCAAAUUCUUUUGAGCCAAGGUUCCUGUUGAACUCCAAGUUAAAUUCUGUAAUCAGAGCAUGUGAACAAAAUUAGUUGUGAUAUUUGGGUCUAAUCCAUGAAGAUCAUUGUGAUUGACAAAUUUUAAUUCCUUCCAAAAGAAAAUGAAAAACAUAAUUAGUUUGGUAGAUAAUUUUUGAAUCGGCAAGACUUAAAGUAAUUUUUGUGAACUGCUGAGCUUAAAAUCUGUUUUUAAGUCAUUCUUUAAUGUGGUGGGAAAAAUAGAAGGAAUAUCCGUUUUGCCUUUUUCAUCUAACUUUUCAAUCGUUAUGCUGAAUUUUCUAACAUAAUUUUCUGUUGUUCUUAAAAUGAAAUUUGUUGCUGAAAAGUAUCAUCUUCAAUAUAAAGCUUCCCUGAGGAGGGCAGUAGCAGAAGCAGGAAGAGAACUUAGGAACAUUUUUCUCUUUUCUCAGAUAGGAGAUAUAUUUUAGAACGUUUGCCUUUUUUCUUUUAGUCAUCUGGUUCCAUUUUCUGUUGUUUGUUUGUCUGGAGGAAAAAAAAAAAAAAGAUUAUUUUUUUAAUGUCAGUGUUCUGUUCUUUUACAAAAGAAAAAGGGAAAAGACAAAAAUGUAAUAAGAGCAAUUGAAAUAGCAUAGCCAGAAGAGCUAGAUCUUGAUCUCCUUCCUAAUGUGAGAUUGGAAGGAACUUCUGGAGGUCUCUGGUCCUACUCCACACUCAAAGGAGAGUCAACUACACCAGGUUGCCUUGUCCACUUGAGUUUUGAAUAUCUCCAAAGAUGAUAAGUGUGAAUACUUAGGAAGGACUUUAAACUUCUCUGUAUAUACAGGUAUAUAAAGAUGUUAAAAUGAUGAAACCCUCUCUCCUUCUGGAGCAGCGCACAGCAGCCAUGACAUCUCCUUUGGUCCUCCAUGGAAGGUACGCUGUAGCCUGCUGCUGAACUGUUAUGACAUGUCUCUAGCAAUCAGAAAGAAAAGCUGGGAAGAGCAUGUGACCCAGUGGAUGGGAUUGGCUUUGGAGUCUGUGGAGUAUAAUACAGCAUGUCGUCACGGACUCGUAGCUGAUAACUUGCAGACAAGUAUGGAAAAAGAUGAGGUUUUGAGUGUGGACCGGAAAGAAAAAUGCGCUUCGUUUCCAGAAUGCUGUCACAGUGGAGAGCCGAUUGGCUUCCCUGCAAAGCAGCUUGGAAAUGUUUCAAAGGAGGUGGAUGAAAAUGAUAACCAUGAAGAUGAGGAGCAUUUUCUGGAGGCCAGCACAGAAACUCUAGUCCAUGUGUCUGAUGACGAUGAUGACUAUUCGACACUCAACCUGGAUAGUGUUAACUACCACAUCACUGCUGUUGGAAGGGAACCAGAAGCUGAAGAAAAGAAUUUAAAUGGAGCAGGCUCCUUAGCACAGAUGGUACCAAUGAUGGAGGGUAACAAGGAAACUGAAGCAUCUGGCAUAAUUGGGGAUAUUAGUAAGAAACCUGGUUGUGACAUAGUUCCUAAAGAGGAGAUGGAAGAAGACACUUGUGGCAGUAUUGGAAAAAGCCUGGAGCUUUGUAAUUAUGAAGGCUUAAAUGAAGUAGUAAGUGUAGAGAAAGAAAAUCUUUCUAAUUCUCCAAAUGUGAAAGAAAUUAUUAUGCCUGGGAAACAGCUGCUUCAUACUGCUGUAAUUGCACAACAGCGCAGGAAAUCUGAUGCUUUUAAAGAUGGGCUUGGAAAGUCUGAGUGUAAUGUGGUCGAGAGUGGGAUUUCUUCUGAUUCAUGGACCAGCAGUGAUAGACAACCAUGUUCAUCAGUGGAAUCCAGCAACUGCCUUAUGCAAUCUUCUCCUUGCUCUCACAUCCCAGCAGUGGAAAAUGGUCUGGAUGAAAGUGGUUUCACAGAACCUCAAGUGGCCCCUGAAAACAAAUGCCUUUCAAAUGUCAGUUCAGCAGAAGAUAUUCAGUGUUUACAUUUAAGGAAUCAUUUGACCACACAAGAAUAUUCAGACAGUCAAGUGAAACUGCGCAAAAGAAAGGAAAUAACAGAAGAUCGGGAUCGACCACGACUGGAUUCAAUGGUGCUGUUAAUUAUGAAACUGGACCAGCUGGAUCAGGAUAUUGAAAAUGCUCUCAGUGCAGGCUCUUCUCCAUCCAGCACCCCAACAUACAAACGGAGGCAUAUACCUGAUGUUGAAUCUGGUUCUGAAAGCGGAGUGGAUGUUGCUUCAGUAAGUCACUCACAAACAAACCUAUCUCCUAACAUUCAAACUCCUGACCCAGCACCAUCCUGUUCAGCAGCCAGUUCUGGAGCUAAACCAAAGGCUGGGGCUAUGCCAGUUAUUUCAGAGAAGGAGAAGGCUGAAAUCGAGGCCAAGGAAGCUUGUGACUGGCUGCGGGCUGCUGGCUUCCCGCAGUAUGCACAGCUCUAUGAAGGUAGGCACCAGGGCUGUUCCCAUCAGCACCCCAGCCUGCAAGAUCUCCUCUUUCCAAUUGACAUCGCUCUAGUCAAGCGAGAGCAUGACUUCCUGGACAGAGAUGCUAUUGAGGCCCUGUGCAGGCGCUUAAAUACUUUAAACAAAUGUGCAGUGAUGAAGCUAGAAAUCAGUCCCCACAGGAAAAGGAGUGAAGAUUCAGAUGAAGAUGAACCAUGUGCAAUAAGUGGCAAAUGGACUUUUCAAAGGGACAGCAAGAGGUGGUCGAGGCUUGAGGAGUUUGAUGUGUUCCCUCCAAAGCCAGACUUGAAUAUCUCCUCCCCAGAAGCUCCCCACCUUACAAACGCAGCAAGCCGUGAGAGCGUGCUCACAGACCUCAGCGAGCGGCAGGAGGUGGCUUCAAUUCUCAGCAUCAGCAGCACCAGCAGCCACCAACCAACCCUGCAGAGCGAGGCAUCUACCACCAGGACAAAUUCCGUUGUGAGCGUUUGUUCGUCGAGCAAUUUUGUAGCAAAUGAUGACUCAUUCAGCAGCCUGCCCUCGCCCAGGGAGCUGAAUAGCUUCAGCUUCAACACAAAAGCAAAUGAGAAGAACACCAAAUCUAAAACAAAGAGCCUGCUUAAGAGAAUGGAGAGCCUGAAAAUCAAGAGCUCUCACCAUGGCAAGAACAAAGCUCCUUCAAAGCUUGGCCUUAUUAUUAGUGGGCCCAUCCUGCAGGAGGGCAUGGAUGAAGAUAAGCUGAAGCAACUUAACUGUGUGGAGAUUUCUGCCCUCAAUGGCAACCACAUCAGCCUCCCCAUGGUACGAAAAAGGAGCGUCUCCAAUUCCACCCAGACCAGCAGCAGCAGCAGUCAGUCUGAGACGAGCAGUGCCGUCAGCACACCCAGCCCUGUCACGCGAACGCGCAGCCUCAGUGCAUACAAUAAAAGGGUGGGCAUGUACCUGGAAGGCUUUGACCCCUUCAACCAGUCAACCUUCAGUGAUGUGAUGGAGCAGAACUUCAAGAACAGGGGAAGCUUUGCAGAAGACACCGUGUUUUUUAUCCCAGAAGAUCAUAAGCCCGGCACUUUUCCCAAAGCACUCUCCAAUGGCAACUUCUCCCCAACAGAAAGCAAUGCUUCCGUGAACUGGAGGACGGGGAGUUUCCAUGGCCAUGGCCAUCUCACCCUCCGGAGGGAAAACAGUGGAGACAGCUCCAAAGAGCUGAGCAUGGGAAAACGGCGCAACUCUGCUAGCUCAUUGAGCAGCCGCCUGAGCAUUUAUGACAACGUGCCAGGCUCGAUCCUGUAUUCCAGUACGAGCGACUUGGCCGACCUUGAAAACGAAGACAUAUUCCCAGAGCUAGACGACAUCCUGUACCAUGUGAAAGGGAUGCAGAGAAUAGUAAACCAGUGGUCAGAGAAGUUCUCGGACGAAGGGGACUCUGACUCAGCGCUCGACUCCAUCUCCCCCUGUCCUUCCUCCCCAAAGCAGAUCCACCUCGACGUAGAUAACGAUCGAACAACACCGAGUGACCUUGACAGCACAGGGAAUUCACUAAAUGAAACAGAAGAGCCUUCAGGGAUGCAGGACAGAAGGGACUCUGGGGUGGGUGCGUCUCUGACACGGUCCAGCAGGCACAGGCUGAGGUGGCACAGCUUCCAGAGCUCCCACCGGCCCAGCCUCAGCUCGGCGUCUCUGCAGAUCAACUGUCAGUCCGUGGCACAGAUGAACCUGCUGCAGAAGUACUCGCUCCUCAAGUUAACCGCUCUGCUGGAGAAGUACACACCUUCCAACAAGCAUGGUUUCAGCUGGGCAGUACCAAAAUUUAUGAAAAGGAUAAAGGUGCCAGACUAUAAAGACCGAAACGUAUUUGGAGUACCACUGCAAGUCAAUGUUCAGCGCACUGGGCAGCCUCUUCCACAGAGCAUUCAACAAGCCAUGCGGUAUCUUCGCAACCACUGCCUGGAUCAGGUUGGACUAUUUAGGAAAUCUGGAGUCAAAUCAAGAAUUCAGGCUUUACGUCAAAUGAAUGAGAGUUCAGCAGACAGCGUCAACUACGAAGGCCAGUCUGCUUACGAUGUAGCAGACAUGUUAAAGCAAUUCUUCCGUGACCUGCCCGAGCCCCUCAUGACCAACAAACUCUCUGAGACCUUCUUACAGAUAUACCAGUAUGUGCCAAAGGAUCAGCGUCUCCAGGCUAUCAAGGCUGCCAUUAUGCUUUUACCUGAUGAGAACAGGGAGGUCCUCCAGAUUCUUCUCUAUUUCCUGAGUGAUGUCACAGCUGCAGUGAAGGAGAACCAGAUGACACCAACAAACCUGGCGGUGUGCUUAGCACCUUCCCUCUUCCACUUAAACACUCUCAAAAGAGAGAAUUCCUCCCCAAGGGUGAUGCAACGAAAACCAAGCCUGGGAAAACCUGAUCAGAAAGACCUAAAUGAAAAUUUGGCUGCAACCCAAGGGCUAGCCCAUAUGAUUGCUGAAUGCAAGAAGCUCUUCCAGAUACCUGAAGAAAUGAGCCGGGGCAGAAACUCGUACACAGAGCAGGACCUGCGUCCCCUCAGCCUGGAGGAGCUCAGGGGCAACAGCAGCACCACGGAGCCCUCCGACUACCACUGCUACCUCCAGGACUGCGUGGACGACUUGCUGAAGGAAAUGAAGGAGAAGUUUAAAGGCUGGGUCAGCUGUUCCACCUCAGAGCAAGCAGAACUGGCCUACAAGAAGGCAUGUGAAGGUCCCCCACUCCGGUUAUGGAAAACUACCAUUGAAAUUGCUGCCACACCAGAGGAAGUUUUAAAUCGUUUACUUAAGGAGCAGCAUCUUUGGGAUGAAGAUCUUAUAGAUUCGAAAGUAAUUGAACCUUUGGACAGCCAGACAGAUAUCUACCAGUAUGUCCAGAACAGCAUGGCACCUCAUCCAGCCAGGGACUUUGUAGUCUUAAGAACAUGGAGAACAAACUUUCCCAAAGGAGCUUGUGUGCUUUUAGCAACUUCAGUGGAUCAUGACCGUGCUCCAGUGGCAGGUGUCAGAGUCAAUGUGCUCCUGUCUAGGUAUCUGAUUGAGCCCUGCGGGUCAGGAAAAUCGAAGCUUACCUACAUGUGCAGAAUUGAUUUAAGGGGCCACAUGCCAGACUGGUACACCAAGUCUUUUGGACACUUGUGUGCAUCUGAAGUAGUUAAGAUACGAGACUCUUUCACUCAUCAGAGUCUUGAGAGCAAGGAAGUAAAAUCCAGGUGACUACUGAAGAGGAACAGCCGUGUGCUCCACACCUCAGCAACACAGAUGUUACCUAAAACUGAGGCUCGUCUGCUGCAGACCAUCUGAAAGUCAUGUCAUGAAGGGAUGACAGCAUGAGAACUUGACUGUGAGCAUUACCAUAGGACUGUGGCCAUACCAUACACUUUAAAGCUGCUUCCUGUCUGUGUAAGGCCUAUAGUGUAGGCCUCGACUGGAAUACAUAGGAGGACUGUGCAAAGAAAUAAGUAUUGUACUAUUAGAUGGUUUGAUUUGCUUCUGAGAAGCAAAAUUCUUUAAAUGCAAAAUAUAUUAUGAAAUAUGGUGAAGGCUCAUCAUUCCCAUGUGAAAUACUUAGCUUUAUGUAUAUACCCAUGUCAUUUUAUUUGUAGUGCGUUGGGGGACUGGUGUAUCCACUGGAAUAGUUGGUACUCUUCAAUGUGUUCUCACUGAGAUAAGCAGAGAAAGGUUUGCACAGAGAUUAAAGUGUGAAUGAGUGUGUUGAUGGUUGAAAGGAUAGCAGAAGUUGAACUUGAAAUGUGUCUGGUACACUGAUAGGCAGCCAGGAUGGAUUUUAGUAGACUGGAUACAGUUGAACCUAGAAUUUGACUCCUCCGUGGACCAUGAGUUGCCAUCCUUCCCAUUUGCCAGUUCUGCAUUUUCCUCAGCUCUAAUGUUGUUAAAACCCCUACGCAGAUGUUACAAUAGGCUUGCUCUGGUUAGUGUUCACUCCUUAUCCAGAUGAUCUUUUGGGAGUGAUUAGCAAUUCUAUAGCAAUUUUAAGUAAAUAUACUUUCAAGCAACACCGCAGCUUAGAACUGAAAUGCUUAUGCAAUGGUCAAGAGAGCCAGUAAUCUCAAUUGUUAUAUUGCCUAAAAAAUGUUUGUUGCUUUUACUCCUAUCUGUGUUAACUAUAUGUGUUUUAAUGAGCUUUUAUAUAUAUUACUGUCUUCUAACACUCAAGAGGAAAAAGUAAACACUGGAGUCCUGGUGUUGGGAUGUGGCAGGACUCCUGCAGCAGCAGGCAGAGUGUGGUGGGCAGGAAGGGAAGAUUUGUAAGAGUUUGUUCCCUUUCUCUCUCUCCUGUGCUUGUUUUUCCAUAAGCUGCACGUUAAUGUGAACAGAACCUGAAUGUUAGCUAUUUGGGGGCAGAGAGGAAGGUGGGACUUUCUUCUUGUGUUUUUGUUUGUUUUUAAACCCUUUGGGAUGUUCUCCCCUCUGCAACAAUCAAACUACAUGAACUGUAGGAAGUCUUGAGGUCCUCUGGAAAGGUGUCUUUACGUAGGUUUUACUGUAAAGGUAAGGAUUUGCUUUCGAGGUGCAGUAUUAAGUGAUAAAUGUAUUUUGUGGCUAGGGUAUGAAUGAGUUCCAAGAUGGAAUUUUGACUGAGACUUUGUUACCAUUGUCAGUAUUAUUUUAAGCUUUUUGAAGAAGAUUUUUUUUAUUAUGGCAAAUAAUGUAGUACUUCCAGUAACAAUGUUCCUCAUGAGUAGGAAAGCCUUGUAUAUUCUUCUACAUCAAACACUUUUGAAUUUGUAAAAUUGUAUGUUGUACAUACCAUUCUAUUGUAAACAUGUAUACUUGCCCACAGCGUACUGUCAAACAUAGAUAAAGCAUGAUAAAGAUUAUUUAAAAUAUACCUGUAUUUAUACCUCAGAUAUUCUUUUUGGGUUUUUGUACCUCAAGUAUGUUUUCUAUUGUAAAUGUGCUUUACAUGACUAUGAUCUAAGUGAGAGAAAGGAAAAUGUUUAACUUGCUAUAGAUGUCUGUACAGAAUAUACUCAAUAAGUGCACUAUUAAAUGUUUAAAAUUGGAGAAGUGUAA